UCAUUGUGAUUGGCUCACGUUUCAUGUCCAUCAAAGCUGUGUGGGCGGGACUCAAACAAUCCACUCGUGCUCCCUUCACUGAGGAUUGUGCGCCACAGCAGACAGUAGUACAGCAGCGGCAGCAUCCACUCUGUGACCGGAGGACAACUACUGCUGUUGUUCACUCUCCCGCAAACUGAGCCUGUAGCCAACCGCUGGUGCAUCCUUGAAAUUGUUAUUUUUUAGGAGCGAGCAUAUUUCUGCUUUCAAAAGUAACACAGUUUUCCGUUCGUGAAGUCGGUUGUGCCUUUUCCCUGAGACACACAAAAGACGCACUCCCAAGUCCACCUGGAUAGCUGACAGAGCAGUCCGGUCUGGUUCGAGGUCCAGUGGGGAGAGACAGAGAGGAGAAGUUAGCCCGGAAGGCAAGAGGAAGAAACAGAGAAGCCAGGAUGAAUCAAAAGAGUCAUUUGAUUUUCACCCUCUACACUAUUUAUGGGAUUCUUCUGAAAGUGGUGGCUUCAAAAGGCAAACCUCGAGGCAUCAGCGGUCAGUACCCUCUGGUUCAGAAUAUGACGGUGACGGAGGGUGGGACGGUGAACAUGACCUGCCGUGUGGAGUAUAAUGACAACACCUCCCUCCAGUGGUCAAACCCAGCACAGCAGACCCUCUUCUUUGGAGACAAGAAAGCUUUAAGGGACAACAGGAUUGAGCUGAUGCAUGCGUCGUGGUCGGAGCUGACCAUCAGCAUCAGUGAUGUCACGCUGACGGAUGAAGGCAUGUACACCUGCUCCCUCUUCACCAUGCCUGUGAGAACGGCCAAAGCCUACCUGACUGUUCUAGGUGUCCCGGAGAAGCCAGAGAUCGACGGCCUGACGAAGCCCGCCUUGGAGGGAGACCAAAUCACUCUGACCUGCAUGACCCAGGGCAGCAAGCCCGCCGCCGACCUGCGCUGGUUCAGGAAUGAAAAGGAGGUCAAAGGUGCCAAAGAGGUGAAUGCAAGUGGGAAGACCUUUACAGUCCGGAGCUCUCUGCAGCUGCAUGUGGACAGAAAUGAUGAUGGAGUGGCAUACACCUGCAAAGUGGACCAUGUGGCACUCACACAGACGCCACAGCAGGCCACUGAAGUACUGGAGGUCCAUUAUGCUCCUCAUGUGAAGAUCAUCAACUCCCUUGUAGUCCCUCAGGAGGGUCAGUACUUAAAGCUGGAGUGUAUGUCCAAAGGAAACCCUUCGCCAGAUCCUGUGAUGUGGACAAAGGACGGGGGUGAACUUCCUGACCUGGACCGGAUGAUUGUAGAGGGGAGGGAGCUCACCUUUACUUCGCUCAACAAGACAGACAAUGGCACUUACCGCUGCGAAGCUAGCAACCACCUAGGGACCAGCAGCGCUGAAUAUGUACUCUACGUCUAUGACGUCCCCACAACCCUGCCUCCAUCCACCACUCCCCCCCUACAUCCCAUCCCUCCAGAUCCUACCGCUCAAUUAGGCACCCACGCCUCAGACCCCACAGUCACUGGCAACAGAGAUCCUAACGCCAUUGGGCAGCACGGCACGGACCAUGCCUUGAUCGGAGGAGUGGUGGCUGUGGUCGUCUUCGUCACCUUGUGUCUAAUCAUUGUUCUGGGAAGAUACCUGGCCAGGCAUAAAGGAACUUACUUGACGAACGAGGCCAAAGGAGCGGACGAUGCGCCCGACGCCGACACAGCCAUCAUCAACGCUGAGGGCAACCAUGCUCACGCAGAAGAAAAGAAAGAAUACUUCAUUUAGACUGCAGAGGGAGCCCUCUUUCAAUCUCUGUAUCUCUUUUUCUCUCUCUUCUUCUCCACCUCUGACAACUGCCCCCGCCGUAUCAACAAGAAACCCGCAGGCAGUCCACAGACAAGAGAAGUUCCCCAAGUGUUUUCCUAUUAUUGCCUUUUGUCUAUCAUUUACAUCGUGUCCUUUAUUUCUUUAUUGCUUUCUUCUUUUCUUUGGCAGCCGGUUUUCACAGGCAGCUUGCAGUCGCUGCCCAAAUGAUCCCGUUCUCAUAUUGUUCCUCACCUUUGACAUGAAUGCCUGGAAGUCUGUAUAUCUACCAUGACUGCUUUCUUACAUGAGCCCUUUUUCAUCUUCUCUGCUGUUUCCCCUCCAAGCAGACACACAAACACACACUAUAUCCCCUUUGUUCACACACACGUCCACAAACACAUGAUCAUAUCUCACAUCAACACGGUGCCUAAAAAUACAGACGCCAUUGAACUUCUGUCAAUGCCUUCAUGUAUCGUCUGUCAGUAGCAAUGUAAAUGCUUUGUAGAUGGGUUAACUGGACCGUCAUUUCAUUGCUUAGCUCACAGCUUCUUUGAUUAUGCAUUGUGUCUUUUUUUAUUUUACUGAAGAUCUUUGCUGUUUACGCCUUAUACAUGUCUAUCACACUGAAUAUGGUACUUUUAGAUCCACGUCCCCCGACCCCAUCCCCCUCUAAAUAGACUUGUAAUUAAACAGUUGACCCUUGUAAGAUAAGAAGAAGGUUUUGUGUAACACUGUAGCAAGCUUUGUCAGAUAAGUGUAUCAUAUGAUUUUCAUUAUGAGGGUAGGGGUUAUAAGGGUAGUGUUGUAUUGUUUAGAGCAGAGAAUAAACACAUGCUACAUGAAGCAUUCCAUUAAAUAAACUCAAUCAAGUGUAUAAAACCAUUUGCUAAAUCUGCUGUACUUUUCUCUGUAUAUUCCUGCACUGUCCAGGCUGCAGUUUAGCGACACACCAACACCUUCAAGGUCCUCUUGACAGCUUACAGUAGUUUGUGAUUCAUAUAAAGGGUUCAGGUGUACAGAAGGAAUACAUCUCCUCUCUCUCUAAAAGCUGUAUAAAUUGUACUGAAAUUAGUUUAGCUUUUCACUUUGAAUUAUUUGGUUUGUGUUUAUGUCACCAUUUAUUCAUUUGAAUACUUAAGGACCCCGUGAAAUGUAAGAUGAACCAUGAGAAGUUAAUCAAAUAAGUUAGGAGGAAAUGCAUUUGUAGUGUUAAAUCACUUUUCCUCCCCCCUGUUAAUAAUGUAUUUAUCAUGGUCACCUCUUUUAAGCUUGAGGUAAAGACAGCUUUCAACAAGGUUGUCUGUACUGUAGGGUAUUUUUAUUAUAUAUACAGCACUUUUGCUCGACCAAAAAUAGUUUAAAAAUGUGCUAUAUAAAUAAAACUUGAUUUGAUUUGAUUUGAUUUGUCUACACACAUUCCUGUGUUGGCUCAAAAAUAAGCUUCAAUAUUAUUUUAUACAAAUAGUGAUAACCUCAAUUUGACUUAAACCACAUUUUUGGUAUUUUUAUCUCAAUUGAACUAUUUAGUUAAACUGUAUAUAUCACCAACAUGGCAGAAACUCUCCCCAUUAUACUGCAUAACUGCUCUUCUGCUUUCCAUUUUGUUGGAGUCACUCUCCAUGACCUGCGCUUCGAUUUCCAUUUCAUGGGGUCUUCAAGCAAAAAAAGAGGGGGGAAAAAGGAAAUAGUGUGUGAGUGCUGGGUCAUAGAUCUGCAGGGGGCUCCUUUCCAAAAACUAAAAACUGAAGAUAAAUAGAGAAGCACAAAAAUGUCUGAAUGAGAAACUGUGUUCCCUUGCCAACAACUGGAUUGCCUUGGGAAUGUUUCUUCUGUUCAAAUGGGCAGUGGAGAGAUGCUGAGGCUGUCUUUGAUUCAAUUCUGGAGAAAAAUAAAUCAGUGCAUUUUUUUGAAACUGUACGGUAAAUCAUGUUUUUAUAAAAAAAGGAAAUGUUUUUAAUAUUUUUGUUUUAAAUGGUUCUAAGCUCCCUGCUGUGUAUUGUGUACGCUAAAAUGUGGUUGAUUGUGAAAAUUGCUGUUAAAUUCUGGAUUCCUUCAAAUUUGUAUAUUAGCCACCCUAUCUAUUUACUUUUCUUUUCAUUUUUAUCAGUGCAUAAUACUUAUUGGAACAAUUUUAAACAAAUGUAUUUUGUUUUGGCACAAGGCAUGUAUAUAAUGUGUGAAAACUAAACUUUGGUUAUACACAUUAGCAUGUUUUUGUUUGGUUCUUUUAUCAUAUUUAAUUUAUUUAAACGGAAGUUAUUUGAGAGAGAACCGCAAUGAAAGUAUGUUUGUAACUUCAUUUUGGAGAGUCGUGGCUUCUUGUGAUUGUGGUGCUAAAAAUCGAAAAGGAUUUGAUGUUGUAAAAAAUGUGGUUAGCAAAAAUGUCAAAGCUGAACAGAAAUGAAGAAAUGGCCCAACUGCCGUCCCCAAAUCCCUAAAGUUAAAAUCAGAGUUGAAACGCUUUCAAAGAAACGUUACCUUCAAGCUGGAGGCUGAAAAUUUCCCACACAAACGAAACAUAUCCUUGGAGACAACUUCUGUUUCUUUUCAUAUAUCCCUGCCAGUCGUCUUUCAUCAGAUUGAACAAAUUUGGCUGAUUUAGUUUCCCAUGAAAGACGGAUAAACACUGUGGCCUCUGGAACUAAAACUUAAAGGCAAGGCACUAAUCUACUAAAAGGGAGCAAAUUAUUACCAAGGGCAAUAAAAUACUGGGCCCAGCUGUCUCCAAUUCGAUGGCCAAUUUACAACAUUAUGCAAAUAAGGUCAGCAAGUAAGGUCUUUCUCUAUGUGUAGGACUCGAGCUGCUGGAGUGAAUCACAAGUUGGGAAUCAUUAAACAUGUCACCACUGAUGUAGAAUUUAGGUUGCAUAUUACAUUUUAAACAUUUUAAUGAUUUGUUUUAAAAAUGCAAAAGCUUAGCCACAGUUGCCAUAUUGAAUCAUUUCAGUGCACUUGAAUCAAUAUUUAACUAUUUACAGGUUUGACUUCAGCCUCACCACAUUAUCCUUCAGCACUAAAGCGUUCUUAAAAACCUUCUGUAUCACAUGUGUGUGUAUAGGUACAUUUAUCACAAUAGUGUUAUGUAUUUUUUUUACUUUUUUUAUCUCUUGUUCUUUUCAUUGUGUCUUAAAUCAAUGACGGUGUCAAUCAAAUGUUCUGUUGUUUCAUCCAUCUUAGAAAUAAGAGAGUGUUUGAAUGGAUUUGUUGAUUCUGAAGUCAGAGGAACAGGCUGUUUUAUAUUAAAUGAACACUCACAAAUAACCGGGUCUGACGUGACGAGUUGGUGUUUAGAACUGAAACAGGUGCCAUUUACUGAAUUAUGCACUCUGACUAAUUUGAUGGAUAUUUCUUAGUAAAUGGUGAAAUGUGUCUGUUUUUUCCUUUCUGAAAACCACAUGUAAAUAUUUGUUUUGACGUGAAAGUAAUGAGCUGAUUAGUUUCAAAUUACUUUUCAUGAUAGUUAGACAGAACCUGAAUCUUUUUUUAAUUUGUUAUUCUAGCAGCCUGGCACAUACCAUCAUGCACUAUUUUACUAUGAUAGAUCAACUGUAGCUGUGUUACAUCUUUUGGUUGGUUAUUAGUCCAAUACAUUUUUUUGUUGUCGGUUAAAACUAAGCUUUAAACUUUUUGCCUCCUUGCUUUCCAACAUACUGUAUAUGGGUUUGGUUAAUAUCCGGCAUAUUAUGGGCCUCUAAUUUCCUCCUGGCGGCAAGACAGUUAUAGCGCUAACAUACUCGCGGUGCAAUUUUCUUCAGGCACUCAUCCAUUAUAGAGACUGGCUUCUGUUAGGUUAAAUUUCCCAGCUCCAAACGAAGCCACUUUGUUUGUCUGAAGGUGGGAGUGGUGCAGCUGAGAUUACUUGUUAAUGCAGAUCAGGAAAUGCAAUACUGGCAGUCAUUUCGGCAUGAAAUUGCACACAAUUUCGUGAACAAUUUUCACGGCAGUGAUUGCACAAAAAAAGACCUGUACACAAUCAUGAAAAUAUCUCUCAUGUAGGCUGAAUUGUAGUCAUAUGUGUGUUCCACCUGCGUAGGGCAACUGUUAACAGUAAUGCUAGCAAGAUAUUAAGCUACAAGUUACUGUCGAUGGGGACUAAGUGCAGUUAUAAUUAAAUAACAUUAUAUCAGAGGGUUUCAGUGUAUCCUGAAACUUACAUUUUACAUUGAAAAGGGACAUCAGAACAUCCUUGGCUGCAUAUUUCGGGAGCUGUUUUAUUGUGCGUUGCACCUCCAAUUUGUUAUUCUGCCCUCCUCCUGCCUGUCUGCUUCUUUUAAUGAGGGAUGAGACGAGCUGAUGUGAUUGGUUAUUAUUGAAGCUUGUCCAAACUCCACCUACUGAUACUGCAUUAUGUAUUCAUCCUGCUACAGCCUCCUUUUCAACACACUGCACUGCCCCAGAAGAGCCUCUCUGGUCACAAAGUAUUGCAGUCAGUUGGGGCAGACACACACGUGAAUUCUCGUCUAAGUUAGCGCAAGCAAUUGUCCCCAGUUUCAGGAAAUUGGAGGCCCAUAUCAAGUCAAAUAACCACUUUGGAUCCCUCACCUAAAAGGGAUGUAUAAGAAAGGAAUGGCCACUUUGAGUCAUAAUCUGUCUGAAAUACUUUACUGUACUGGUUGAAAUCUUGUUUUAAAUAAUGGUUUUGAUGGUCUUGGUCUCCACAGAAGUGAUGAUAGCAUGGCAUGUUUCGGUCCAGCGCUAUCGCUCCUCCUCUGACCCUGUCUUUGCUGUGCAGUUUGGCUUCAGCACACUUCUUUGUCCCUCUGCACUAUUGACACUAAAAACCAAUCAGCUUAAUCUCCAUAUCAUCACAAAGAUGACAAAACAUGUGACACAAUCACGUGUCAAGAUUUGAUUUUAUUAUAUCUCUUUUUCUUUUCUUUUGCAUCUCAGGAAAAUAUUUCAUUUAGAGAGAUUAUUUUUGAGUUUGUUUGUUUUCUGUCUUAAAAUGGGGACUUGUGAGCACUGAUCACUCUGCUCGUCCCUGAAUGCCGACACCAUGUAUUUGUUGAGUUUAAGAUUAUCGCAAUGUUAAUAAAACUAUUCAGUGAUUCUUCA
This is a messenger RNA of Trematomus bernacchii (emerald rockcod), 6824 nucleotides long. RefSeq names its product cell adhesion molecule 2a (gene cadm2a). The coding region runs from base 432 to 1748 and encodes 438 amino acids. The transcript is spliced from 11 exons. The record is from RefSeq and is a predicted model, not a curated record. NCBI's taxonomy places the organism in Eukaryota, Metazoa, Chordata, Actinopteri, Perciformes, Nototheniidae.